CCCAUGGCGGCCCCGGCGGGCGAGCUCCGCGUCCCCGUGACCCUGCAGAAGACUCGCCUGAAGGCCGAAGAGAAGAUCCUGGAUUUCGAGUUUGAGGUGCUCAACGUGCAGUUCAACAGCCGGGGCCGCUACGCCCUGCGGCUGACGGCGGAGAACCCGCUGCUGCAGGGCGCCGGUGCCGGCGUGCGGCUGCGCGUGAACGACGGCGAGGCCGUCUGCAGCGACACGGGCACCACCGACGUCGUCGAGCAGGGCGGCCCCGACGAGAUCUGCUCCUUCCGGAGGAGGAAAUUCGUCUUCACCCUGCCCAAAGGCUUCUGCAAGAACGACGGGAACCACGACGCGCGCCUCCGCAUCGAGGCCCUGCGCUUCCGCGGGGCGGCAGCUGGGAGCGGCUGGCGGGCGGGCGAAGCCUUCUUCGCCAUCUACCCCCGCCCCAACCAGCCGCGGAUGAACCUCUUCGCCGGGAGGCACGAGGACCUGUACCGCUACAGCGACGUGGCGCCGCUGCUGCGGGUGGGCAGCGACCGGCUGGCCCGGCACUGCGGCCGGCUGGCCUUCGCCGUCGCCUUCCACGAGCACCGGCCGCCGGCGGCCCCCCCGCCGCCGUCCCCCCGCACCGCCGAGCGGGGCCGUCGAGCCGCGGCGGGUGCAGGGCAGCCUCCCUGCCGGUCACCGGACGCCCCGCCGCCGAGCCGCGCGCCCCACGCGCCCGAGUCCGCUUACCACUCGCUGCCUGCCGAGGGCCGUGCCCGCUCUGCCCAGCAGCUGCCGGCUGACCCUGAGCUCAGCUCCUCCCCAGAGCUCCCGGGUGACUCAGCAGACAAACAUCUCUCCUCCUCCUCCUCCUCUCCCUCCUCCUCCUCGGUACCUGCCCCAAGGCGACUGCUGAGCCGCAGCAGUUUGCACCUCUCCUCACCAGGAUGCAGCCCAGACCUGACCUCUGCAGUGCAGCAGGUCCCGGAGUCCCCCGCCGGCGAGGAGGAGGAGGAGGCUCGCCCGGCGGAGGCUGGCCGCCGCCACGUGGCCCGCACGGGGAAGGAGGCCGUCACCGUCACUCUGCACGGCGCCAGCAACCUGCCGGCGCCCCGGGAGGGCCCAGCUCCGCGGCCGUACGUCGUUGUUAAGACCAGCAGAGAUGAGCAGCAGGCACAGGUGACCCGCGCGUCCUCAGAGCCCACCCACUCGCCCACCUGGGAGGAGGAGGUGACAGUAGAAAUCGAUGCCGAAGAUGCCAGCUGGGAAGCGCUGACCCUCACCGUGGCAGACCAGGGCACCAGGGAGGCGCUGGCGACCUACAGGCUCCCGGUGCGGCACCUCCAGCCCUUCCACCACUACCACUGCCGCCUGGCGCUGCCGAGGGAGCAGGACCCGGCGGGGACGAGCCUCUACGUCACCAUCGUCCGCAAAGGCAGCGUCCUCCCCCGCCGCGACGGCAUGGACUACGCGGGCUUGGAGGUCUUGCUGCAGGGCGUCACGGCCCCACUGGCCAGCCCGCCGGGAGCCCUCGUGGCCGUCGCCAGCGUCGUCGCCAGCGCCCGGGCGUACCGAGACAGCAUGGCGAAGCGGCCCGCCGCCUGUCCCGGCGUCGCUCUGACCACCGUCACCUUCCCCGAGCCGUCCGCAGCAGACUUCAGCCUUCCCCGCACCGCCCGCCGGGGCUGCCCGCAGAUGACGGCCCCGGCUGGGCCCCCGGAGAAGCCGACCUGGAAUACCUCCUUCCUCUUCCAGGGCAGAGAUGGGGCCACCCUCUUCUCCGAAGACGCCGCCCUGGCCAUCGAGUACUACCCCCACAAAGCGAUGUCGGCUGCCGAGAGCGCGCUCGGGCCCCUGGGCUACUCGGUGCUGCCGCUGCCCGCCGGCGUUUACCGGCGCCUGGCAGCCGACGGUGGCCGGAGCGGGCUGCGCGUGGACGGCCUCCCCGUGCAGGGCACCGAGCUGAGGACCGUGGCCGGGGCCGCCCCCACCGUCCGGCUCUGCCUGCAGCUCCUCCGGUCGGAGCGGCCGGACGCCUUCCUCAGCCCGUCCAGCAGCGCCGCCCUGCCCAGCCUGGACGCCACCUCCCUCGGGAAGCCCGAGGGGGCCGAAGAACUGCUGCGGCCUCUCGGAGCAUCGGGGCCCCCCGCGCCGGACGAGCCGCCGGUGGCGUCGCGGGUGCCCGCCGGGCUCCACCAAGGCGAUGCGUCCCUGCCGCCCGCCGACGCCGUGGCUGGGAUCCUGCCUGAAAAGCAGCCGUUCCCAGGGGAGCCGGCAGCGCCGCCGGAGGAGCAGAGGGGCCAGGAUGGCGCCGGGGACCAGGGGGAGCAGGAGACAAACAAUUACCGCCUGGCGCUGAAGCGGAUGGCAGAUGACAUCUUGUCCCUCCACCAGCACGUUGCAAGCCUGGAGAUGGAGAACAGCAACCUGCGGCGCAGCCUUACAAUGCACGAGGACCUGGGCCGCACGCUGCUCAGCGACAUCGAUGUGGAUGUCAUGACCAAGGCAGAGAUCGUGGACAGGAUUGCCACCCUCAAGCACAAGCUGGCAUCUGGCACGGUGGAGGUGCGGAGACUGAAGGACCGUGUGCAGCAGCUGCAGAACGAGCUGAUUCGGAAAAACGACCGGGAGAAAGACCUGAUAAUGCUCCAGAGAGCCCACCAGCAGCAGCAAGCUGCACUGAGGAGGUGCCAGGAGAAGGUGGCCAAGAUGAAGGACCUGGAGGAGACAGUGAGGCAGCAGGAGAAGGUGAUCCAAACGAUGGAGCAGAUGCUGGAGGAGCGGCUCUCCGGGGCAGGCAGGAGCACCAAGAAGCCGACGGGCGAAGCCCUGGCCGGGGAGCUGUACAGCGCGCUGCUGGCCGAGAACCGCAGGCUGCGGGAGGAGCUGGCAAGGCCCCGGCACCCCUCGCCCCCCAUCGCUCCGCCACCGCAAGAUUUGCCGGACGUCUUUGGCAGCUCGGAGAAACUGUCUCUGCUGGCCAAGCUGGAGAAGGCACAAGCUCGCAGCCGUGUCCUGGAGAGCCAGCUGGAGGAGGCUGCCAGGAGGUGGGGACGGGAGAAGCAGGAGCUCAGCACACGCUUGCUGGAGCAGGACCACGGCUUCAGGGGCUCAUCCUCCAGCUUUGCCCGUGACCCGGCCCUGAAGAUGCCACCGGGCCCCAUGGCCCCCAUGAGGAGACACCAGACACUGGACCCUCUGUCCUAGCCCGUGCCAGGAGCAGAGCAGUGAGGCCAUGGGAGGUGUUUCGGCUGGUCUGUGCAUGGCUGCCCUUCAUCUCCCCACCCCAGGACAUGCUUUGUACAGGACUCCAGAGAAAGAUUCAGAAAUGUAAUAUUCACGCACAUAAAGAGUAUCCAGUGCU
Messenger RNA from Dromaius novaehollandiae (emu), 3340 nucleotides. RefSeq names its product coiled-coil domain containing 33 (gene CCDC33). Bases 4 to 3183 code for a protein of 1059 amino acids. Lineage: Eukaryota; Metazoa; Chordata; Aves; Casuariiformes; Dromaiidae. The transcript has 23 exons. The record is from RefSeq and is a predicted model, not a curated record. Gene Ontology annotation, cellular component: peroxisome.